AUGGCUUACAUCGCCAAGUCGUUCUAUGAUCUCAGUGCCAUCAGCUUGGAUGGGGAGAAGAUAGAUUUUAACACAUUCCGAGGCAGGGCAGUGCUGAUUGAGAAUGUCGCAUCACUCUGAGGAACAACUACCAGAGACUUCAACCAGCUCAAUGAACUGCAAUGUCGCUUUCCCAGGCGCCUGGUGGUUCUCGGCUUCCCUUGCAACCAAUUUGGACAUCAGGAGAACUGUCAGAACGAGGAAAUCCUGAACAGCCUCAAGUAUGUCCGCCCUGGAGGUGGGUACCAACCCACCUUCAGUCUUACGCAAAAGUGUGAGGUCAACGGGCAGAACCAGCAUCCUGUCUUUGCCUACCUGAAAGACAAGCUGCCCUAUCCUUAUGAUGACCCGUUCUCCCUCAUGACCGAUCCCAAGCUCAUCAUCUGGAGUCCCGUGCGCCGCUCAGAUGUGUCCUGGAACUUUGAGAAGUUCCUCAUAGGGCCAGAGGGGGAGCCAUUCCGUCGCUACAGCCGCACCUUCCAAACCAUCAACAUCGAGCCUGACAUCAAACGUCUCCUCAAAGUUGCCAUCUAGAUGUAAGCUGCUUGGCCUAGGAAUCCCCA
Molecule: messenger RNA, 602 nt
Organism: Phodopus roborovskii (desert hamster)
Lineage: Eukaryota; Metazoa; Chordata; Mammalia; Rodentia; Cricetidae
Gene: Gpx2
Product: glutathione peroxidase 2
Exons: 2
Biological process (GO): response to oxidative stress
Molecular function (GO): glutathione peroxidase activity
Source: RefSeq, a predicted model, not a curated record